Sphaerodactylus townsendi is the source of this 3460-nucleotide messenger RNA. It is a transcript of the gene TLX1, whose product is annotated as T cell leukemia homeobox 1. Gene Ontology annotation, cellular component: nucleus. NCBI's taxonomy places the organism in Eukaryota, Metazoa, Chordata, Lepidosauria, Squamata, Sphaerodactylidae. The record is from RefSeq and is a predicted model, not a curated record. The coding region runs from base 504 to 1460 and encodes 318 amino acids. Gene Ontology annotation, biological process: animal organ development; regulation of transcription by RNA polymerase II. The transcript is spliced from 3 exons. Gene Ontology annotation, molecular function: DNA-binding transcription factor activity, RNA polymerase II-specific; RNA polymerase II cis-regulatory region sequence-specific DNA binding.
CACGACUCCCUGUCCCCGGGGAGGGACAUUGACCAGAGGCCCAGGAGUGGCUGGUCAAUGUCACCGCAGCCGACUAGCUCUGGCUGCCCGGCGGCGCGGGACGGCUUGACUUUGGACCGUCCACCGGGGCUCCCGCUCGGGUUUGGCUGGGCGAGCAACUCCUUUUCGCCUCUCUCUUUCUCCGCUCGGCUGUCAUUCAUCCAGCUCCUGCGGGCUCCAGCCAAUGGAGGAGCAGGGCCUAGUAGCGCCAGGCUCUUGGCCAGCAUGAUUGAUGCCCUUGCAGGGAGGCGAGAGAGGGAGCCCACGGGCGCGCACGUCCCCCCACCCCUCCCCCAGCCUCGCCUGCCGCCUCUUCCAGCCUCCCUUUUACCUCGGCGGGAGCAAGUGAAGCGAGACCAGAAAAGCGGAGCGUGUUUUGAAAAACUCUCCCGUUUGGAAUAGGGAGGAGGCAAAGGGAGAGGGGGGGGGGAAGCCACCCUCCUCGGGGUGGCUCUCGGCCCAGCAUGGAUCACUUAGGGGCGCACCACCUGCACCAGAGCCACGCCGAGCCCAUCAGCUUCGGAAUCGACCAGAUCCUCAACAACCCGGACCAAGGCAGCUGCAUGAUCUCCGGCGCCCGGCUGCAGGACACGGCGGACUACGGCCUGGGAGGAUGCGUGGUGAGCAGCGCCUACAACCCCAUGACCGGCCACUACGGCUCCGCCGCCGGCAGCGGGGUGUCCUCCACCUCGGCGGGGGCUUACAACAACGGGGGCGCGUGCAGCAUGGCCUCGCUGGCGGGCUCUUAUAACGUGAACCUGGGGGUCGGGGCCAUGAACGGGAAUAACCUCAACUCGGCUGGGGGCGUGAUCCGGGUGCCGGCGCACAGACCCCUCACCGGCGGCGUCCACCAGUCUCUCUCCACCGGCAUGCCCACCGUGCCCUCGGUGAACAACCUCACCGGGCUGACGUUCCCCUGGAUGGAGAGCAACAGGCGGUACACCAAGGACAGGUUCACAGUGGCCCUCUCACCGUUCACUGUAACACGCCGUAUAGGUCACCCCUACCAGAACCGGACGCCCCCCAAGAAGAAGAAGCCGCGCACCUCCUUCACCCGCCUGCAGAUCUGCGAGCUGGAGAAGCGCUUCCACCGCCAGAAGUACCUGGCCUCGGCCGAGCGCGCCGCCCUGGCCAAGGCCCUCAAGAUGACCGACGCCCAAGUCAAGACCUGGUUCCAGAACCGGCGGACCAAGUGGAGGAGACAAACUGCAGAGGAGCGGGAAGCAGAGCGACAGCAAGCCAACCGCAUUCUCAUGCAACUACAGCAAGAGGCCUUUCAGAAAACCAUCAACCAGCCCCUCCAAGCGGACCCCAUCUGUGUUCACAAUUCAUCCCUCUUUGCCCUUCAGAACCUUCAGCCGUGGUCAGAUGACACUUCUAAGAUCACCAGCGUCACUUCUGUAGCUUCUGCUUGUGAGUGAAACCCCAAAGUUGGCUGUGCCUGAACAGCCGUGUGACAGAGAGCUGGCCUGAUUCAACACCACUGAAAGAAGAUAUGAUUCCCAUGAAGGGAAUGAACCAGCAACCAGACAAAGCCUAGUGCUCUAUGCAUCGAAGAGUAGGCUCAGUACCCAUAGAGUGACCUGUGAGACUAUUUUAAUAAAAGUCAUUGCUUUUAUUCUGGUUAUUUUUUUCACCAUUCUAAGGCCAGACCAGGGACAAUAACGUAGGGUUCUAAAAGACUCUUUUAGGGAGAAAACAAUCUGACAUGGUAUUUUCCAGAUAGUUCCAUGAGACACUUUUCAUACCAUUGAGUUUACUGACAACAAAGAAAUUGUUCUAUCAUAUAUAUGUUUUUAGACUAAUCGUUUUUGAGCAAAACAACUAUUCCAAUGUGGAUGAAGUGUUGGAAGCGUCUGUGACAACUGAGGCAUUUUCAAUGGAGGCCUGUUGCCUCAAAAGACAUGUAGAUUCUCCAAACAAUCAAGAACUCAUCACUUAUUUUUAAUUUUGGGCAUUUUUUCCAUGUUGAAGGAAUGAAACAGGAGAUAUAGUUGAAUGUAAACACUGCCUUGCAAGCCAUUGUGUGAAGGUUGUGCAGAGUUUCCCUAGCUACCACAUCAAACAACUUGUGUUUUAAUAACUCUGAGGUAUCCGUGGCAUUUUUGCAGGGGUAAUGCAGUUUCACUUGAUGGAUUAUUUUGGUAUCAUUUGUGAUAUUGUUCAAUAUUUUAUUUACUUUUGCUCAAGAAGUCAGCGUUGUACAGGAAGAAAAACACUUUCUAUUUCCUGACCAGCAACUCCACAAUUUUCUUUUUAUUGUGUUGAGGAAAAGCUUGUGAUUAAUUUAAGCACUUCUUAUAGCAAACUCAAAAUAUAUAUAUAAAGAUAUCUAGUAUAUAGUUUUCAGUUACUUUUUACCUAAGCAUCACUGCCAUUUAAAAUCUAAUGGAACCCACAGACAACCAGACAAUUUAUCUGAAAAGAAUAUUUUCAGUUAGUUUUUGAAUGCAUUCUUCAAUUCAUUUUUAAGUUAUGCACUUAUCAGAUGGUUUCUUUUUUUUGUGUACUCAUUUUAUAAAGUGUUUGUGUAAUUUAUGUGGAAAAUUGAAUAAAAUGGAGAAAGAAAAAAGCCCUGGGUAAUGGAAAGGUUAAAGUAUUUUCCACUUGUGGGUUGGUACUCAGAAAUCAUAAACAAAUUGCCUGGAAGAUUGCUUUGUGGUACAAUUUGUGAAAGAAAUGUUGUAACAUUACCAGUAUAAAGGGAUAUAUAGGAAGGGCGUGCAAUGGAAAAUUAUCGUUUUAAUUCUGCAUCAUAAUUGAGAAAAGGAAAGGAAUCAGUUUUAAGGAUUCUCAGGAACUAUAUUGUAUCACAAAGACCUGGCACUUUGGUUGUCAUUAAGAUUGGAUGCCUGCACCUUCCCAUUUUCAGCUCAAAGAAAACAAAUGUUCCUGAGCAGUCACUUUCCACUAAAUGGAAUCAAAAUGUCAGGACACCUAGUAUAUACUCUCUUAUAGUGAAUCCUCAAGUUUCAAGAGAAUUAGACAUAGGGUCCUUGAAUAAGAUGCCCCUAGCCAUCCUCUCUGCAUAACGUUUAAAGGGGCAUAAAUGACCAUCAGUUUUCAGGAGCAGCUUUUUAAACAAACCAGAAUUAGUAACUAGGAGUAAAAAUAGCCCUUCCAGAAUGUCUGUGUAGAGAGGCACCCGUCUGCAUCUCAGAUCAGAGGAAGGGAAGCCUACCUCUCUAAACCUAAGCAAUGAAAAAAUUCACCAUAUUACCCUAAAUCACUAAUUAAUCUGCAAAAAAAAUGGAAAACCAGGUAACCCACUCACUGAAGGCAACUAGAAAAGCCAACUAAGAAAAAAACUCCACAAAUAUCCCAAGCCUAGCUCAGCUAGAUUUUUUUUUAACAUUUCUAGAAGUUUUUGCCUUUUGCUUAAUUUUUCACCAUUGUACUUUUACAUAAUUUUUGGUAAUAA